AUGUCUGCAAUUCUUAAACAGAGAGUGAGGUUCGCUCCAUAUUUGAAGAAGCUUAGAACGCCUGAGCAGUGUGUUCCAUUCUUCAAGAAUGGUCAAUAUUUGGGAUGGUCCGGUUUCACUGGUGUUGGCUCACCUAAGGCUGUUCCAACCGCACUUGCCAAUUAUGUUGAAAAGAACCACUUGCAAGGGAAACUCGCUUUUAACUUAUUCGUUGGUGCUUCCGCUGGCCCCGAAGAGUCCAGAUGGGCUGACUUGAACAUGUUGGCAAGACGUGCACCACAUCAGGUUGGUAAGCCAAUUAGAAAAGCAAUCAAUGAAGGCCGAACUCUGUUCUUAGAUAAGCACCUUUCCAUGUUCCCUCAGGAUUUAACCUACGGAUUUUACACAAGAAACAAGAAGGAUAACGAUCUUUUGGAUUACAUGCUGAUCGAAGCUACUGCCAUUACAGAGGAUGGUGCAAUCGUUCCAGGUCCAGCAGUCGGUGGUUCUCCGGAAAUGCUUUCUGUUGCUGACAAGAUUAUUAUUGAAGUGAACACCUCUAUUCCAUCUUUCGAAGGUAUUCACGACAUUGAUAUGCCAAUAAAUCCUCCAAACAGACCACCUAUUCCAUACACAAGGGUUGAUCAACGUAGUGGUUUGACAUCCAUCCCAAUCGAUCCAGAGAAGGUGGUCGCAAUCGUUGAAUCUACGAUUCCGGAUAAGGUUCCAGCACCUGCCAAGCCAGAUGCUAAGUCUAAGAAGAUCGCCGAGCACUUGAUUGAGUUCUUUGAACAGGAAGUGAAGGCUGGCAGAAUGCCAGAGAAUUUGCAUCCCCUUCAAUCUGGUAUUGGUAAUGUUGGUAAUGCCAUUAUUGAUGGUCUUGCCAGCUCCAGCUUCAAGCACAUGAACGUCUGGACUGAGGUUAUGCAGGAUUCUUUCUUGCAAUACUUCGAGAAGGGAAAGAUCGACUUUGCCACAGCAACAUCCGUUAGAUUAUCUCCAGAGGGUUUCAAGAAGUUCUUCGGAAACUGGGACUUGUUCAGCAAAAAGGUUUGCUUGCGUUCCCAGGUCGUUUCGAAUUCUCCAGAGGUGAUUAGAAGAUUGGGUGUUAUUGCCAUGAACACACCAGUUGAAUUCGAUAUUUAUGGUCACGCAAACUCCACAAAUGUUGGUGGAUCUAAAAUGUUGAAUGGUUUGGGAGGAUCUGGUGAUUUCUUGAGAAACGCCAAGUAUUCGAUCAUGCACACUCCAUCGGCAAGACCAUCCAAGACUGAUCCAACGGGUAUUUCUUGUGUUGUUCCAUUCUGCUCACACGUUGAUCAAACUGAGCAUGAUGUCGAUGUUUAUGUGACUGAGCAAGGUCUAGCUGAUUUGAGAGGACUGGCACCAAAGGAGAGAGCACGCGAGAUUAUAAAGCAAUGUGCCCACCCAGAUUAUCGUGCACAACUUGACGAUUACCUGGACAGAGCUAUUUUCUACUGCACGAAGAGAAAGUCAUUGCACGAACCCCACAUCUUGAGUAAUGCUUUGAAGAUGCACAUAAAUCUUGAGAAGAAUGGUACCAUGAAGCUCAAGUCCUGGGAUGACCAAAUAUAA
Molecule: messenger RNA, 1575 nt
Organism: Brettanomyces bruxellensis
Lineage: Eukaryota; Fungi; Ascomycota; Pichiomycetes; Pichiales; Pichiaceae
Gene: ACH1
Product: acetyl-CoA hydrolase
Exons: 1
Coding region: 1-1575 (524 amino acids)
Biological process (GO): acetate metabolic process
Cellular component (GO): mitochondrion
Molecular function (GO): acetate CoA-transferase activity; acetyl-CoA hydrolase activity
Source: RefSeq, a predicted model, not a curated record